Messenger RNA from Fulvia fulva, 852 nucleotides. RefSeq lists its product as uncharacterized. Bases 1 to 852 code for a protein of 283 amino acids. The record is from RefSeq and is a predicted model, not a curated record. NCBI's taxonomy places the organism in Eukaryota, Fungi, Ascomycota, Dothideomycetes, Mycosphaerellales, Mycosphaerellaceae. The transcript has 2 exons.
AUGGAGCACGAGAAGCAUGAAGAAAGCAUUGAGCAUGGCUCAUCGACGGUGGGAGGCCUUGAGCACAUUGCCAGAAGCAAUGCUGAGCAGUCCAGCUUGCUGAAGUUGCCGGUCGAGCUCCGACUCAGGAUCUACGAACUACUCCUCACAGGCAACAGCAUCCACAUUCUGAUGCGAUACACCAGCCUCACCACUGUUGAGCUCCAUCAUGUCAUCUGCCAGUUCCCGGAUCUAGAAACAGACCUGUAUGCUCCGAGCGCCCAGGCUCCAGAGGCUAAAGAUCCUCCCACAGCCGUCACCGAAGAAUACGAGGACCUCCACAGCUCCUGCCAUGAAAAGUCAAACCGCUUGACUCUGGCAUUGAGAGCCGUCCGCGAGCCAAAUCGCGCUGCUGACCUCCGCAUCCGAGCUGAGGACGAUCAGUUGUCGCUGCACUUCCUCGCGACAUGCCGACAGAUCUGGUUCGAAGCCCAUAAGCUGGCUCGUGGAUUGGUAUACUCCGGUAACACGUUUUCUUUCCACAUUGUAUCGCAUCUGGAUCUCUUUCUGCGAGCGCUUCAGCCCGAGCAGCGACAACUGAUUCGCAGCAUCGCUCUCCAUAUCCCGGGAACGGUCCGCGAACGCCACUUCGAGACUAUUGCCGACUUAGUCAAUCAAGGCUAUAUGCCGAGCCUGACGAACUUUUCGUUGGUGAUUGUGGAUGAUGUUGUGUUGCCACAGCUGUCGCGCAAUCCUUUUGGACUUUUUCCACCGAAGAAUGUCCAGAUCUUGUUUGCAAGGGAUAGUGCUGGACAGAGACCAGAUGCAGAGCGUCUCGAGCGGUUUCUGAUGCGUACAGAAGGUCAUACAUAA